Thunnus maccoyii (southern bluefin tuna) is the source of this 3147-nucleotide messenger RNA. Its product is annotated as sphingomyelin synthase-related protein 1-like. The coding region runs from base 182 to 1477 and encodes 431 amino acids. Gene Ontology annotation, molecular function: protein binding; sphingomyelin synthase activity; ceramide cholinephosphotransferase activity. Gene Ontology annotation, biological process: ceramide biosynthetic process. NCBI's taxonomy places the organism in Eukaryota, Metazoa, Chordata, Actinopteri, Scombriformes, Scombridae. The transcript is spliced from 6 exons. The record is from RefSeq and is a predicted model, not a curated record. Gene Ontology annotation, cellular component: endoplasmic reticulum membrane; Golgi membrane.
ACUUUGGCUUCCUGUUUGAUGUUGCCUAGUUGUCAGAAGCAUGUUGGCGAUGAAAUACUCCUACGUUUUGAGAGCAAACAGACAGCUCAUCUACACCCUCUGACAGCGCACUGACAGCGGAUUUUUUGGGAAGUCCUGCUGUAUGUGACUUAACACAGUACAUGUCUGUAUCUGCAGUGGCAUGGCAUCGUCAGAGGACAGUGUAAGCACCUGGAGCUGUAAGCAGGUGGCCCAGUGGCUGCAGGAAGAAGGUUUCGGGGAGUAUGUGGAGCUACUGUGCACACAGCACCGCCUGGACGGCCCCAGCCUGCUGGCUCUGACUGAGGCCGACCUGCGCGGGCCUCCGCUGGGCCUCACCGUGCUGGGAGACAUCAAGAGGCUGACCUUAGCCCUCCGCCGGCUCCAGAGACGGAACCAGGCCCAGCUGGAGGAGCUGGGUCUCCAGCCUGCAGAUAGCCUCGCUGCUGCUGGGCUGUCGCUUGGUGCUGCGAGGGUGGAGUGGAGCUGUGACGGAGCUGACAGGAGGUGUAAUGGAGGUGAUCGCUUGUGUAAUGGGACUGAGCUGCGCCUGAGGAAUGGGGAUAGAUCUGGAUAUGGUUCAGGAGCCGUCUUGUGUCAUAUGCACUCCAACGGGAGGUGUAGGCAGCACCUGGCUGGCAGAUUGGACCCAGAGGUCUGGAAGACAGUCAUCAGUUCCAUAUAUGUGUUCUUUGUGUUUGGAUUCACAUCAUUCGUCAUGGUCAUCGUACAUGAGCGUGUCCCAGACAUGAGGACAUAUCCACCACUACCUGACAUAUUUCUGGACAGUGUUCCCAGAAUCCCUUGGGCUUUUGCAAUGGCUGAAGCCUGUGGCCUCAUCCUGUGUUAUAUGUUGCUGUUGAUCCUGCUGCUUCACAAACACAGGUCCAUUCUCUUCAGGCGGCUGUGUUCUUUGAUGGGAACUGUAUUUUUGCUGCGUUGCUGCACCAUGUUUGUCACCUCGCUCUCUGUGCCAGGGCAGCACCUGAAGUGUGCCAGUAAGACAUACGGAGAUACCUUGCAAAAGAUACAGAGGGCACUAGCGAUAUGGAGCGGAUUUGGGAUGACUCUGACUGGCGUCCAAACAUGUGGAGAUUACAUGUUCAGCGGACACACGGUUGUCAUCACAAUGCUCAACUUUUUUGUGACCGAAUACACUCCACGAACCUGGAAUCUGAUUCACACCAUCUCCUGGGUGUUAAACCUGUUUGGGAUUUUCUUCAUCCUGGCGGCUCAUGAACACUACUCCAUCGACGUAUUCAUUGCCUUCUACAUCACUACCCGCCUCUUCCUCUACUACCACACUUUAGCCAACACCCGUGCCUACCAGCAUAGCCGGAGGGCGCGCAUUUGGUUCCCCAUGUUCUCCUUCUUUGAAUGCAAUGUGAAUGGACCUGUCCCCAACCAGUACCACUGGCCCUUCAGUAAACCUGCCUUCAUGAAAACUCUGAUUGGGUAGAGAGUAUUUUCAACAGGACUGAGCAUGGACUGUAAUAUUGAAGCCUGAAUGAGAAACUUUUUACCUAAGAUGCUGCUUUCGAUCUCUGAAUGGUUGUAAAUUUAUUAUCUGGGAUUUUUUCUUUUUCUCAUUUGUAGAAAUUGGUUAUCUUUAUUUUGGCAACUAAUCAUGACAUUUUGGAAGUUAGAUGAGAAAAUUAAUACUACUCAUAUGUGUCUGUUGAAUAUGAAGCUACAGUCAGGGGACAGUUAGCGUAGCUUAGCUUAAAACCUGAAGCAGGGGGAAACUGCUGGCCUGGCUCUGACAAAAGGUAAAAUCCACCUACCAGCAUCUCUAUAACUCACUAAUUAACAAGUUAUAACUUGUUUUGUUUAAUCUCUACAAAACUGGCAGUGUAAUGGAUCAGGGUGUCGGUCAAAACAGACAUUUUGUGACUGCGGGCAGUCACUGCUCCUAGGCAAGAAAUAGUUUGGCACAUAGCUCAGAAAUUGUUGUUUUACACUUACAUUUUUAUAUGGAUUAAAAAAAAUAGAUGUAAUGGGUUUAUUAUUGAGCUUUAGAGGUUCUAGUAGGUGGAUUUUGUUAUCUGGAGUGCCCCGCUAGCUGUUUCCUGCAAGCUGUUUCCCUCUGCUUCCAGUCUUUAUGCUAAGCUAAGCUAACAGGCAGCAGGCACCACCUUCAUGUCUAAAGGAUAUAUAUGGGUGGUAUUGAUCCUCUCAUCUCACUCUCAGUAAAAAAAAAGCAAAUAAGAGUAUUUUCCAAACUAUUCUUUUAAAAUUUAUUUGCACACUGCCAACUCAAACAAAGAAUUGUGGUUUAUUUGGGGACUGAAAGCUGCAGGUACUGAUAAUUUCCCAGACAGAGGACUAAAGGAGAUCAGACGUGUAAUGCCUUAAAGUGAUCAUUUUUAAUCAUUUAUGCUCCACUUUGGUGAUAUUUAAAGUUCAUGGGGGGGGGGUUGGGUUGUUAGUCUUGCUCAACAUUUAUAAUAAUAAACUGUAUGGGUUUCACACAGCUAUAAUGUAGUUGUCACCUUAUGGGAGUCAUUAUGGUGACGAGUAAAAUGUUGUCUUGCUGUAAAGAGAUUUCACACCUGUUUGGUAACAACCACCAAAGGAGUUUCUUUUGAUAUGCAACAGGAAAAACACUUCCUGUUCUCUCUACUGAAAGAGAACAAAAAGUCACUUAGAAAACAAAUGUUUUUUUUUUCAUUUUCACUUUAUGAACUUAACUCUACAGUUGUGUUGUGUGAAAUAAUGUCACCGUUGGGAUGGUUUAUUUAUAUAUACAGUAGCAGUCAAAAGUUUGGACACACUUUCCCAUUCAUUUGAAUGAGAAAGUCUGCCAAAACUUUUGACUGCUACUGUAUAUUCAUCGUUAAACUCAACCAAAUAUCUGAACGUUUAUUGUAAUGUUCAAUUUUGCCAAUUAGCCCUUAUGUUAUGUAUAAUGAUUCCUUUGUCCCAAUUUGAUGUUUUGUUAUAGUUUUUAUCUUCCUAUUUCUUCCUUUUUUUCUACAGUUUAAUUAUGUCAUGAGUACAGAGUGAGUUUUCCUCUGUUGCACAGUACAAAGACUGACUUUUGAAUUAUCACAGCUGUUGACAAACAGAUAGCAAAGCUUCAAAAGUUUAUAUUGUUUACUAUGUCAUAGUUGAUCCAAACUAUAUAUU